UCUAUUUUUAUUUACCACAGAGUAAAUCUAUUACAGGUUUGUCAUUUUGACAAACUUUUUAUUUUAAUUUUAACCUCUUUGAAAAAAGAGGAAUGUGCUGCAGAACCUAAAUUGAAGUUUCUAAAAAUCCUUACAUAAUUUAUUAAAACAGCAUAUGUGUAAAUACCGCUUUUGAUUUGUGACAAAAUUAUUUCGUAAGUUACAUGAUGGUGGAAGGUUCAGCAUUUAUGCGUAAUGAAGCGUUUCAGAUGGCAAUACGUGUUGCAUUUGUGUCUGCUGUUACGUAUUUCUCCAUAAAGUGGUUAAUGAAUCAAAUAGAUCCCACUUCUAGAAGUCGGAAGAAAGCUGAGGAAAGAGCUAGAGAACAGUUACGCAAGGUGUCUUGCAGAGCCGGUUCCAGUGGAAAACAAGCACUAGCACUUGACAAGCUAACAGAUCAUGAGAUGAUAAUUGCUUCACAGCUUGUUGUGCCAGAUGAAAUCAAUGUGAGCUGGAAGGACAUAGCAGGGUUGGAUCACCUAAUCCAGGAACUCCGUGAAACUGUUAUUCUGCCGAUACAGAAACGGGACCUAUUUUCUGACAGCAGGCUCACGCAGCCACCCAAAGGGGUACUGCUGCAUGGUCCUCCAGGGUGCGGAAAAACACUCAUCGCAAAGGCGACAGCGAAAGAAGCUAAUAUGAGCUUCAUCAACUUAGAUGUGUCAUUGCUCACGGACAAGUGGUAUGGUGAGACACAGAAGCUGGCGGCUGCUGUGUUUAGUCUGGCUGUUAAACUACAACCUUGCAUUGUAUUUAUAGACGAAAUCGAGUCGUUCCUGCGCACGCGCACGCAGCACGACCACGAGGCCACCGCCAUGAUGAAGACGCAGUUCAUGUCGCUGUGGGACGGCCUCAUCACCGACCCCUCUUGCACUGUUAUCAUCAUGGGUGCGACAAAUCGUCCACAAGAUCUAGACAAAGCUAUCCAGCGUCGUAUGCCGGCAAUGUUCCACGUUCCUAUGCCCAGCGAACAACAACGAGACCGCAUUCUGAGGUUAAUACUUCACGCGGAGCCUACCGCAGAAGACAUUGACUUCAGUCGUCUGGCUAUGGCGACGGAAGGAUUCUCGGGUUCAGACUUGCACGAGCUAUGUCGACAGGCGGCCGUGUACCGCGUCAGAGAUCUAGCGAGGCAACAACUUGAUCAGAGCAAUGAUUCACAACAGUCAAACAAUACGGACUCUGAAGACGAAUUCGUGGAUGCCGUACGACCAAUCACGAUGGAUGACCUCAGACUAUCAUUAGGCAAGCUGAAAGAGUCCAAAAUACAAUGCGGCACUUUACCACCAAGUAUGCGGAUAGAACUUGAUUAGUAGCCACGAGUCGAGCGAUUUUGAAUCUUAGUUGCGUUUUGUGACAUACAAGAUUUUCAUGAUUAUGAAGAGUUUUAGUUAUUCUUUAUUAAAAUAGAGCUCAUGUCGACUCUAAUGGUACCAUAAAAUGGAAUUUACUUUUGUUAAAUUUGUUUGCGUUCAUAAACUCCAAUUUUAACUGGGUUUAACAAUCUCAAAGAUUGCUUUAGGUAGGUUAUUAGGAAGAUUAUAUGUUUGAAGCUUUUGAUAGAACAAAAUAAAUUUGAGGUUACAGCUUUUAUAUGUUAUCAAUUUAUCAAGUGACAACAAUUAUUAUCUUAUGUACUAUAAUUUCUUUUUUCUACAAAAGUUCAAGAUUUUCUACAUAAAAUUUAGAUUGUUUGAUUUUACAGAAAACAGUGAAGUGAAUGUAAUACUGAUCCAAAAUGACAUAUUGACCAGUAAUAUUAUUAAAAAUCUAAUUUUAUCAUAUCAAGAAUAACAACAUAUUUUUGAUAGAUAUUGAGUUACAAUUAAAAGAAAAUAUUAAUACAGCAAAAUAAUAUUAUACAUAAAUUAUUUACAAAAGGAAACCGUAAUGUAGUUCAAAUAAUUAUUAUAACAAAGUUUUCUUUUUUAACAGUCUUGUCACUAAUUUUUUACAUUUUUAUUUUGAGAAUUUACUAUCAUUCUAAUAAUGGGGG
This is a messenger RNA of Diatraea saccharalis (sugarcane borer), 2035 nucleotides long. Lineage: Eukaryota; Metazoa; Arthropoda; Insecta; Lepidoptera; Crambidae. The record is from the annotation of a GenBank genome assembly.